Messenger RNA from Babesia sp. Xinjiang, 1671 nucleotides. Its product is annotated as Nucleus export protein BRL1. The coding region runs from base 1 to 1671 and encodes 556 amino acids. The record is from RefSeq and is a predicted model, not a curated record. Gene Ontology annotation, biological process: nuclear envelope organization; lipid homeostasis. Gene Ontology annotation, cellular component: nuclear envelope; nuclear membrane. NCBI's taxonomy places the organism in Eukaryota, Apicomplexa, Aconoidasida, Piroplasmida, Babesiidae. The transcript has a single exon.
AUGGGUUACAACCAGAGAGAGGAAUGGAACGCCGAUAUGGGCGAUACUUUACCAGAUAUUAGCGCGCUAACUCUAGCUUCCAAGCGUUCAGCCAAAUCGCCAAAUGGUGAUGACUGCAACAACAAGUAUCGCAAUCAUUCCGGUAUAGAUAACGAAGUGGAUGUCACAGAUGAUGACAUACUAUUUAUGGGCACGAAUAUACGUGUGAAGGGUGACCGUGAAGAGGCAAUGUUUGCUAAUUACAAUAUGACCGGGCAACCAACGGAUUCUGCACACAGCACAACAGCAAAUAUGGGUGGAAAUAACCAAGAUAAUGGAAGUGUUGGAAAUAUGGCAACAUACGAAGAUUUUGAUAUAUCAAGGAACUCGGGAGGACGCGACGGGACGGAAGGCCAUGAAAAUCUGUCUAAUACCAACGGAAGUAAUGGAGACAAUAGUAACCCGAUACAAGAUUCUGCCGAGGAGAUCACCAAUGUAAAAAAGAUUACACACGACAGUCCAGAAAAACCUCAAACAGGAUUUUUACUUAAUUUCUUUAGAGGAAAAGGGGCGAAGGCUACAUUAAAAUCUAUCGUAAAGGGAAAACCUGUUUAUAACAAGGUUAUCGAUCUAGAUGCGGAUUGUUCAACUCCCUGUGAAUUUGAAGAUGUUAAUGAUGCACUGCAACAUAUCGUAAGCGCAAGAACGGCAGCUUCCAAACCAGACUCAGUAAGCGGAUCAAUGUCCAAUCUCUCGUCUUCAUCUAACAGGAGACGAAAAGACCAGUGCAAUGAGUACCGUCAUAGACAUGACCACCAUCUACGCAGGUAUUACCCGGAACACAGCAUAAUAGGUCUAGGCAGGAUCGACCCUGCCCAAAUGAAUCCAUUCGAUUUUUACAAUGCUGCGAAUGCUCAAAAUAUUAACAGUGCGGAGAGACGGAUCAUGACACCAGAAGUGUUUAACGGCUGGGUCCGGGCAUUCUUCAACGUAGCGGUGACAUCGGUACUGCUCUACCUCGGACUGAUAUUUAUAAUCGCAAUUGGACGCGAUAUCGGAAACGGACUGGAAAAGAGGAGGCAGAUGGUGAAGGCAGAAGCAAUGUUGUGUCAAGAACUAUACAGGAAAAACAAGUGCAGAACUGUCAGUGUCCCAGCUCUGGAGCAGCAAUGCCGCGAAUGGGAAGCUUGCAUGUAUAAGGAUGCCAUUCUAUACGACGACGCGUCUUUCCUCUCCGCUGAAGUACUGGGAGGAGUCAUCAACAAGUUCGUAUCGCAACUUGAUGCGCGUACUGUAGGAAUUGUUUUGGUCACUUUUCUGGCACUUUUCCUUGGGAGCAAUUGUGCGCUGUCUAUGUCCGCUACAACGAGGCCAAACACCUCCGGAUGGUUCGGCAGAUGGUUUUCCAGAAACAGGGAACCUCCAAACGGAGCAGAUUUGUUGCAGAACGGUGAAUACUCUUCUGGGCCUCAGAUGGUACACACUGUGCACAAUCCUUAUCUACAGCCUAACUAUUUGGUCAUGGGUAGUUAUCCGUAUGUCAGCCAUGCUUACCCUACGGCUCCCUACCACUCAACGUCGCUCAAUUAUUAUAAUGAAGACCAAGAUGAAAGUUCCACAUGGACGAACAAGUCAGGACGUCACAGUGCUUGGAAACGUAGAUUUACCUCUCCAUGGGUCGACCAAAACUAG